Molecule: messenger RNA, 1146 nt
Organism: Penicillium roqueforti
Lineage: Eukaryota; Fungi; Ascomycota; Eurotiomycetes; Eurotiales; Aspergillaceae
Product: wax synthase family protein
Exons: 3
Coding region: 1-1146 (381 amino acids)
Biological process (GO): lipid metabolic process
Source: RefSeq, a predicted model, not a curated record
AUGGACCGGUAUCAAUCAAACGGACGACUGCUCGCUUUCUUCGUCCUCCAGGGUCUCAUUCCCUCGGUUGUCCUAAUCACAACACCUAAACGGUCCGCUAUACGUUAUCUGUCUAUACCAUAUCUUCUACUGAUCAACCCACAAGCCGGGCGCGACUUCGUCGACGCAAAUGGAAACAUCAAGAGCUUUAUACCUCGUCUAGUCGAGGCUGUCCGGUUAAUCACAUUCACGCGGGCUGUUAAUACACCCCGACAAGUGAAGAACGUCCCGCCCUUCCCGGCAUACUACACCAAGAGAGAUCCCAAGGUGAUCCCACGAGGUCGCUUCUUGGUUAGAGAAACUGCUAUUGCUGUCUGGCAGUUUCUAGUUCUAGAUAUAUGUACUGGUCUGAUCUUGAAACAAGCCAUGAAUGACCAAGACGAAGGAAAGACAAGUUCUUCCGGUAUCCUGGGACUAGAGUGGAUAACAAAGACUCUUAUUCAAGUUGCCAUUGCUUGGCUCGUUGUGUGUCGUAUCCUGAUCAGCUUCUACUACCGCGUCGCUUCGAUCAUCUUUGUCGGCCUGGGGGAUUCUCCUUUGAACAGUCCGCCGAUUAUUGGCAGAACGGCGGAUGUAUAUACAUUGCGGAAUUUCUGGGGAAAAUUCUGGCAUCAAAUGCUACGACUGCCCCUCACGUCGACUAGCAAUUUCCUAGCGCGGGAUGUGCUCCGUCUGCCCAGAUCGUCGCUUGUGGAGCGAUACACCAACGUGUUUAUCGUGUUCUUUUUCUCUGGUUUGAUCCACGUCGUACUCGACAGUCUGCGGGAUGUUUCACCGCGGGAUCCUGCGACUAUGUCAUUUUUCCUCUCUUUCGUUAUCGGCUAUAUAAUUGAAGACGGUGUCCAGGCUCUCUGGAAACGAACACGCGGGUCCCGGGACAAUAUCGGCUUGCCGACGUGGUGGCAGAAGACUAUUGGCUAUUGUUGGGUCCUGACAUGGCUGGGGGUUACGUCUCCUUGGUAUUUCAGGACGAAGAUGUUAAAGCCGGAACAGCAUAUGGUUUGGGUUCCUUUCAGCGUUGCUGGGCUCAUUAGUCCUCUUUUAUUGAAUAGUAUAGUCAUUGGCGGUGGUCUUGUGUUGAAGUUCGUAUUUGAGGGAGAGAUUUGA